CUGCUAUCAACCAACCGUCACCAACCUCUUCUCCUUCGUACCUGCCAGACUCUCCGCAAUGGCAAACGAGACCCGCAAGAACAACGGCGACUAUGACCCGCUCCUGCACGACGGCCAGCCCGCCCUGCCGCGGUCCUCGACCGAAGUCGACACAUCCUCCUCCUCCUCGUCCACACCCAGCGCCGAGCCCAGCGUAGCGACAACGACCGACAACGGCUCCACCGUUGACCUCGAGGCGGAUCUCGAGGCCGUGGCUGCCGAGCAGCUUGCGCCGACGACGACGACGCAGUCCACGCCGACGCGGUUCCGAAGAGUGCGCUCGGCCGCGACCGAGCCCGCGCUCAAGAAGUUGAUUGUCAUCCUCAUCGUUCCCGCCGUCGUGCUCUUCAUCGUCUUCUUCUUCAUCUCGCGCAUGUCCAAGACCCCGUCCCGCGACGCCUCGCCGAUCGCCGCGCCGACAGGCAUCUCGUUCGCAUCUGGGUUCAACAUGAAGCAGUCCUGGGGCUCGCUCUCGCCCUACUACGAGACCGGCAAGGCAUGGCCUGGUAUCAGCGAGAUGGCCGGCAAGGGAUACUACGGUCUGCCACACGCGCAGUGCUCGUUCAAGCAGGUGCAUGUGCUCCACCGCCAUGCUGAGCGGUACCCUACCGGCGGCGCGUUCGACAAGAUCAACGAGAUGGCCGAGAAGCUGUACGGCAUGACCGAGAAGCCUGCCGAGGAACUUUCAUGGAUCUCGGACUGGCGCCAGACCAUGAACGAUGAACUCUUGCUCGCGUCCGGAGUCGCAACCGAGUUCACCUCCGGCUCGAUGUUUUGGGAAACCCACGGCAGAUUCCUGUUCAACGCCACCGACAAGGGCGAGAUGUUUUACCACCCGACACUGAACGUCUACCCGAACGGUACCGCGCGACCAAAGAUCGUGCUCCGGACGACCGAUCAGUCGCGGAUCAACACCUCCGCGCACGCCUGGGCGGCCGGCUUCUUUGGCAUCUACUCUGGCGAGCCCAACGCGCCGGUCGACGACGACGACCUGUACAAGAUGGUGUACAUGUCCGAGCGGGCGUUUGAGAACAACACGCUUGCGUCCUACUACUCGUGCCCGAACUCGCAGUCCAAGCGGUUCACGAUCGGCUCCCGCAUCUACCGCGAGUGGGUCAACAUCUUCCUCAAGGACGCGACCGAGCGCCUCAACAAGCUGCUCCCGACCGCCAACCUUACCCCGAUGGACAUUUACUCCGUGAUGGCGAUGUGCGCGUACGAGACCGCCGCGUACGGAUACUCGCGCUUCUGCGAGCUCUUCACCGAGAAAGAAUGGUACGGCUACGAGUACCGCGACGCGCUCGAGUUCUGGGGCGACGCCUCGCUCGGCUCGGCGGUCGGUGCCGCGCAGGGCGUGGGCUGGCUCAAGGAGCUCCAGGCCAGACUCGAAGGCCAUCUCCUGACCGAGCCCUAUGGGAGCAUCAACGUGACCAUCACCAGCAGCGAAGAGACCUUCCCGCUCGACCAGCUGUUUUAUAUGGACAUGACCCACGACACCAUCAUCCUCGCGAUCCUAACCGCGCUCGGCCUGCCGUUCGGCCAACUACCAUCCGACACCCUUCUCCAGCCGCGCCUGUUCGUCGCCUCGCGGCUCACCCCGUUCGGCGCAAGACUCUACGUCGAACUGAUUGACUGCCCGGAGUUUGACGAGACAAUGGUCCGUCUGAAACUCAACGGCCGCGUGAUGCCCUUGGUCGGCGUCGGCGAGUGUCCGGCGGACGAAGACGGGUUCUGCUCGCUGACGACGUUCAUCGACGCCCUCCGCAUCGCGACCGAGAAGGUCGACUACGAUAACGCGUGUUUUGGAAUCCCAAAGGGGUGGGAGAACGCACCGGAGUUCCACAGGCCCCUGGAUGAGUAAUCCAUCUAAAAAUCUGAAGAAAGCGACAACAUCUCUGUGCCUCGACAGCGGCAUAAUCUCUCAUACAUUUUUCAUUGUGAUGCAUCUGGAUACACUAUCCAUCGUGAAGACAAGGUGAAUAAAAAUAAGAAUACUUUUUGUGGGUUGAAGUAAGAUAAAGUGGUGGGUUUUACUGUUUAUAGUUUUAGUUUGUGCUUGUGAAUGUGUAAAAUUCAUAAAUAUUUCUUAAAUUA
Molecule: messenger RNA, 2133 nt
Organism: Myxozyma melibiosi
Lineage: Eukaryota; Fungi; Ascomycota; Lipomycetes; Lipomycetales; Lipomycetaceae
Product: putative phytase
Exons: 1
Coding region: 59-1900 (613 amino acids)
Molecular function (GO): acid phosphatase activity
Source: RefSeq, a predicted model, not a curated record